Molecule: messenger RNA, 744 nt
Organism: Hymenoscyphus albidus
Lineage: Eukaryota; Fungi; Ascomycota; Leotiomycetes; Helotiales; Helotiaceae
Source: the annotation of a GenBank genome assembly
AUGUCCUCGUCUCCCACCAUCAUUCAGGCUGAUGUCGAACUGAUGGUUCCGGCCUACAUCAGCAUCAGCAUCAUCAGCAUCAUCAUACCAGGAUUCCUCAGAGAGAUCACAUCACGAUGCCGGCCAGAGGCUGAAAGCACCUCGCCGCCUCGUCAAAUAACACUCGUUGGUUGGGGGCCAGUCCUAGCCAGUCGAGCCAGUCCACCCAUGACCCUACCCGUACAUAUGCACACUUUACAAAUAGCUCUCUGUCCUCCAUUUCUCACACACCCUCCUCUUCCUCUCAUCACCAUCACCUCACUCCAAAUUCACUCACUACUGCUACCUCACACCCCGCACCUCGCACCUCACACCUCCCCGUCUCACUCAAACCCAACAGCGUCAUUCGUGGCGACGACCAAGACGUUGAUUUACGGUAAGCCAACCGCCAUGUCAAUAUCGCCAAUCGAUCAGUACCCGCUAGGGAUCCCCAGCCGCGAACAAGUUCUCGCAACCAAUCGUCUGGCGCUGCUCCGCUCAACAUUGAAACAACCUCAGCGCCGCAAGACCCACAAUAUGGUGCAAGCUGUAACGAGCCUGUUUGAAACUAAAGGCUUACGAGCGGCCACAACUCCGAAGAGAGCAGAGAACAGUGGCUCCUUAGCUUUGGGGCAUCACAUCAGCAUCAUCAUCGGCACUGCACCCACCACCAUACGGAGGGAAACAAAAAGCUGGCAUCGACAAGCAAGUGCAGGCAUCGAAUGA